Messenger RNA from Caretta caretta (loggerhead turtle), 2787 nucleotides. The record is from RefSeq and is a predicted model, not a curated record. Lineage: Eukaryota; Metazoa; Chordata; Testudines; Cheloniidae.
GGGGCUGCAGCCUCGACCAAGCUACGAUGACGGGGAAGGUUCCCUCGUUCUCCCCCGGCUCCACAGUGAGCUCCGCUCUGCCGGGCUACGUCGCUCUCUGCCUCGCUCUACAGGUUCACCGGCUGGCAUCAGCACAGUUCACAGUGACAGGACCUGACCAUCCGAUCACUGCCUCCCUAGGCGGGGAGGCCGUCAUGCCCUGCCACCUCUCCCCCAGGAUGAGCGCUGAGGACAUGGAGCUGAGGUGGUUCCGAUCCCAGUUCUCUGCAGUUGUGCACCGGUAUAAGGAUGGACGGGAUCAGUAUGGAGAGCAGAUGCUGGGAUAUCAGGGAAGGACAGAGCUGCUGAAAGACAAUAUCACCAGUGGGAGUGUUUCCCUAAGAAUACGCAAUGUCCAACUUUCUGACCAUGGACAGUACACGUGUUUCUUUCAAACCAGUGUCUCAUAUGAAGAAGCCUUACUGGAACUGCAGGUGGCAGUUUCAGGCUCUGACCCCCAAAUCUCUGUUGAUGGUUACCAUGAUGGAACAAUCUGGAUUGUGUGUCGAUCAGCAGGCUGGCACCCAGAGCCCAAGGCUCAGUGGAGAGAUCACAGUGGGCAGCUGCUACCAUCUGCUUCUGAAAAAAUAUUCAAGGAUGCCAAUGGCCUGUUUCAAAGCCAGAUUUCUAUUUUUAUAACAGAACAUUCCAACCAGGACUUGUCCUGUUCUGUCAGGAACCUGCCUCUUAACCAAGAGAAAUUAUCAACAGCUUCCAUAGCAGAGCUGUUUUUCCCAAGAGUCAAUCCCUGGAUGGUGGCUCUGGGGGUGAUCCUGGCUCUCCUGGCUGUUCUCAUUGUCCUGGCCACUUACUGCUUCUGGAAGCAACACAGAGCGAAAGAGACACUGCAGGGUGAACUCAAGUGGAGAAGAGACGUACUAAAUGCAGGUUGGGAGAAAGCCCGACAAUAUGCAGUGGAUGUGACUCUGGAUCCAGACACGGCUCAUCCCAAACUCGUCCUCUCUGAGGAUCGGAAACAUGUGAAACGCGGAGACACACGCCAGGAUCUGCCUGACAAUCCUGAGAGAUUUCAUCAUUGUUCGUGUGUCCUGGGAGCGGAAAGGUUCAUGGGCGGGAGGUGUUACUGGGAGGUGGAGGUGGGAGACAAGACAAGAUGGACUCUGGGGGUUUGUAGGGAAUCUGUGAGCAGGAAGGGGAAGGUCACAUACACACCUGAGGAUGGAUACUGGGCUGUGCGGCAGAGGGAUGGGGAAUACAAGGCCCUCCCCGUCCCUUGGAUCCCCCUCCCCGUGAGUAUAAGGCCAAGACGGGUGGGGAUUUUCCUGGACUAUGACGCAGGCGAGGUCUCAUUUUACAAUGUGACUGACGGGUCCCAUCUCUUCACUUUCACUGGCACCUUUUCCGGGACGCUCCGCCCUUAUUUCAAUCCUGGUCUCAACGCUGGAGGUAAAAACGCAGCUCCCCUGAUUAUCUGCCCGGUCCCAGCUCAGGCCGGAGGGAAUCUUGGUCCCUGACAGUGAUACCAACAGCACAGACUGUCCCCUCCCAGUGCUGCUGCUCUCCCCAACCCCAGCAAUAGAGGCCAGUUACUGCAGGGAACUGGACUUUUUGUGCUGACCGGAUGCUGCCAGUUUCCCUUUUCAACUGGAGGUUCCAGUCGAAAACCGGACACCUGGCAACCCCCAGCCCUCACCUUGCCCCGUCCCCUGCCCCAGGGGUAGCAGAUGGUGGUGGAUGGGGGUCAUUCACUCCUGUCAGAAUUUUCCACCCCUGUGAAAUCUCAGUGUAAAAUAUGAAAGAAAAAAGAUUAUUCUAAUUUAGAAAAUUUUAUAACAAGGUAUAAAUAAAAGAAUAUUUUCAUUUACAUUUCAAAGGUAUUUCAAAAGCAAGCAUCUAAACAUAUUUUUAGAAAUGGAAUUAUUUACAUUUAUUUUUUGAUUCUUCCCUCAAAUCUAUAUUGAAGUUUAACUUCUCUAACUAACGUCAUUUGUAUUUCAACUGUGGAAUUUCAAGAAAUCCAAAAUAUGUAUCUGUCAUAAAUAUAAAGGGGGAAUGGUAACAACUUUUAUGUAUGCAGUAAUAUAAAAUCCCUCCUGGCCAGAGGUACAGAAUCAUUUACCUGUGGGGGGUUAAGAAGCUCAAAUAACCUAGUUGCCACCUGACCAGAAGGACCAAUGGGGAAAGAAGAUACUUUCAAAUCGGGGGGCGGAAGGUUUUGUUGUGCUCUUUGUUGGUUGUUCUCUCUCAGACAGAGAGGGACGAGGGCAUGAAAAUCCAUCUCCUAAAGACAUUCCUGAAACGAGCCUCUAAGAUUACAAAAAUUGUAAGUAAAGCAAGGAAAGGCGUUAGAUUAUCUUUUGUUUUAGCUUGUGAAUUUUCCCUAUGCUAAGAGGGAGUUUUAUUCCUGUUUUUUGUAACUUUGAAGCUAAGCCUACAGGGGAAUUCUCUGUGUUUUAAAUCUUUUUAUUUACCCUGUAAAGUUACCUUCCAUCCUGAUUUUGCAGGUGUGAUUAUUUUACUUUGUUUUUUAAAUAAAAAUCUUCUUUUAAGAACCUGAUUGAUUUUCAGUGUCCUAAAAGCCCAAGGGUUUGGCUUGGGCUCACAUUGUACCAAUUGGUGAGGAUAUUAUUCUCAAGCCUCCCCAGGAAAGGGGGUGAAGGGACUUGGGAUAUUUUGGGGAAAUACGAACACCAAGUGGCCCUUUUCCUAAAUCUUUGUCUAAAUCACUUGGUGGUGGCAGCAAUACAGUCCAAGGACAAGGAAAGGAAUUUGUGCCUUGGGGAAGUU